AUGGAGGAAUAUUCAGAUAGGAGAUCAAAAGCAGAAAUUGCAUAUCUCAGGAGGGGUUCCAGAUUCUCUUCCAGGAAUCUAAGUUCAGAAGAGAGGACUAAUCACAACAUCGAUAAACCGGGAAGCAGCACUAGAUUCAAUCCUAUGAAAGCGAGAAUUGGCGAUAAUCAAGAAAGACCAAGAUAUAUACACGGUUCAUUUAAAUCUUCAGGCUCAAAGGUGACACCUGCAAGCUCUUCUAAAUUUCCACUUAGCAAGUUUGAGGAAAGGCGAAGACAACCUUUUGUGCCAGGGAUUGACAUUGCUGAAAGUAGUAGAAGAAAGGCUGAUACCAAGCAGCUAGAGGGUAGUAAGAAAAUUGCUAUAGACAACGAGAGUUCAGACACUCUGCAAGGUGAAUCAGAAGGUUUUACUACUGAACAAGUACCUUAUCCAGAAGGCUCUCAUUUUACCAGUCAUUCAGGUGUUUCUGCACAUACAGUCAAGUCCUUGGUCCAAACUGCCUCACUAAGUUCUAGGACACAGACACAGAAACACAAAGAAGUAAAUAUGGGUACUCCAGGAGCAUCUUCUUCAUCUCUGACUAAUGGGUCUACUAUACCCAGAAGUUCUACCAUGGGUCUGAGGCCAGCUUAUGGUCAUGUUAGUGGAGGGCAGAUACGUGGUCUUAAAAACCUUGGUUGUACUUCAGUACCUGAUGCUCAGCCAUCAGGUUGCCCAUCUGAGUCUGUUAUUAGUAGGAGGUUUGAGUUCAUGAGAAAGAGGGCAUUUGAUGAGGAAAGCUCUUCCAGAUCAAGGAACUUAAGUUUAGGUCAUUCCCCUCCUACAGAUAUUCGUAGUACUGGUCACAGAAUCAGAAUGAAUGAACAAUCACUUUCUCAACAAAUACCACGAAGAAGCAGCAGAAACCAUAAGGAAACGGCAGUUUCAGUUAGGACGAGACGACCUUCUCCUCAUGCCACUAGGAUGAGUGUUCCUGAUGAAAGAGAAGAUGGCAUACUUUCUCUGCAUGAGUCAUCCACAAGGAAUGUACAGCCAGCUCAGGAACAUCUUUCAUUGGAAGAAGUCUCCUCUGAGAGUUCAAUAAGGCCAUUCUUUGUGGAAUUUGAUAACAUUUUUCAUCUAGUCGUCGUCGUUGCUCGAAUACUCGAGCUGAAAGGGGAAGACCAAGCUCCCUUUUUGAAGAAAGUCCUCGACAAAUGUGCUGUUGCCUCCUAUGAUCGGCAUAGAGACAUGCAGAUGGAUAUUGAUAAUAUGUCCUAUGAGGAAUUAUUGGCCCUGGAGGAGAGAAUAGGCUCUGUAAGCACAGCUCUUUCAGAAGCACAGUUUACAAAAUGCCUCAGAAGAAGCAUAUAUAGUCAAGUCGCUUCAGAUGUGAACAAAUCAACCGUUGAUGACAUGAAAUGCAGUAUAUGCCAGGAAGAGUACAUGGAGGGCGAAGAAGUUGGGAGGCUGCCGUGCGAGCACCGGUUCCAUGUGUGCUGCAUAGGCCAGUGGCUUAGGCAGAAGAACUGGUGUCCAAUAUGCAAAGCGUCUGCAGUGCCUUCCAAGGGCUAA
This is a messenger RNA of Miscanthus lutarioriparius, 1557 nucleotides long. The record is from the annotation of a GenBank genome assembly. Lineage: Eukaryota; Viridiplantae; Streptophyta; Magnoliopsida; Poales; Poaceae.